Magnusiomyces paraingens is the source of this 1059-nucleotide messenger RNA. RefSeq lists its product as uncharacterized. Gene Ontology annotation, biological process: trans, trans-farnesyl diphosphate biosynthetic process. The transcript has 2 exons. Gene Ontology annotation, cellular component: cytoplasm. The record is from RefSeq and is a predicted model, not a curated record. The coding region runs from base 1 to 1059 and encodes 352 amino acids. Gene Ontology annotation, molecular function: dimethylallyltranstransferase activity; (2E,6E)-farnesyl diphosphate synthase activity. Lineage: Eukaryota; Fungi; Ascomycota; Dipodascomycetes; Dipodascales; Dipodascaceae.
AUGAGUACCACCUCCCAGACCCCCAAGGAAAAGUUCGAGGCCGUUUUCCCCUCGAUUGUCGAUGAGCUCGAGGCCACCCUUAAGAAAACAAAUAUUUCUCCUGAAGCCAUUGAAUGGUACAAAAAGAGCUUGGUCUACAACUCUGUUGGCGGCAAAGCCAACCGCGGUCUCUCGGUUGUCGACACUUACCGUCUGCUUAAGGGUAAGACUCUUGAGGAAUUGUCUGAUGAUGAGUAUAAGCGUGCUGCCAUUCUUGGCUGGUGCGUUGAAUUGCUCCAAGCUUAUUUCUUGGUCGCAGACGACAUGAUGGACCAGUCCAUCACCCGCCGUGGCCAGCCCUGCUGGUACCGCGUGCCCAAGGUUGGCAACAUUGCCAUCAAUGAUGCGUUUAUGCUUGAGGCUGCAAUUUACAUUCUUCUCAAGAACCACUUCAAGAAGGAAGCCUACUACGUCGACCUCAUUGAACUUUUCCAUGAAGUCACUUUCCAAACUGAACUUGGCCAGCUCCUCGAUCUUCUCACCGCCCCUGAAGAUGAAGUCGACUUGUCCAAGUUCUCACUUCAAAAGCACUCCUACAUUGUCACCUACAAGACUGCCUUCUACUCCUUCUAUCUCCCUGUCGCUCUUGCUAUGUACAUGGCUGGCAUCUCUUCUGAACAAGACCUCAAGCAGGCUAACGACAUCCUGAUCCCUCUUGGCGAGUACUUCCAGAUCCAGGACGAUUACCUUGAUGUUUACGGUGACCCUGCCGUCAUUGGCAAGAUUGGUACCGAUAUCCAGGACAAUAAGUGCAGUUGGGUCGUCAACACCGCACUCAAGAUUGUCACCCCGGAGCAACGCCAAAUCUUGGACGAAAACUACGGCAGAAAGGAUGCUGAAAAGGAAAAGGUUGUCAAGAAACUUUUCGAAGAACUCAACAUCCAGCAACUUUACCUCGAUUACGAGGACAAGAUUGUUAAGGAGCUCCGUGAAAAGAUUGCAAAAGUCGACGAGUCUAGAGGCUUUAAGGGCUCUGUUCUCGAGGCUUUCUUGAACAAGAUUUACAAGAGACAAAAGUAA